Molecule: messenger RNA, 377 nt
Organism: Physeter macrocephalus (sperm whale)
Lineage: Eukaryota; Metazoa; Chordata; Mammalia; Artiodactyla; Physeteridae
Gene: TMSB4X
Product: thymosin beta 4 X-linked
Exons: 3
Coding region: 115-249 (44 amino acids)
Biological process (GO): regulation of cell migration; actin filament organization
Cellular component (GO): cytoplasm
Molecular function (GO): actin monomer binding
Source: RefSeq, a predicted model, not a curated record
UAGGAGCGCGCAUAUAGCGGCGCCCGCCGGGCCCUGCCUGGCACUCGGCGGCGGCGACCACUGCGAAAGACCGUACUUCGUUCGCUCGUAACUCGCUCGGCUUCCUCUGCAGCCAUGUCUGACAAACCCGAUAUGGCUGAGAUUGAGAAAUUCGAUAAGUCGAAACUGAAGAAAACAGAAACGAGAGAGAAAAAUCCACUGCCUUCACAAGAAACGAUUGAACAGGAGAAGCAAGCAGGCGAGUCGUAAUGAGGCGUGCGCCGCCAAUAUGCACUGUACAUUCCACGAGCAUUGCCUUCUUAUUUUACUUCUUUUAGCUGUUUAACUUUGUAAGAUGCAAAGAGGUUGAAUCGAGUUUAAAUGACUGUGCUGCCCCU